UUCCAGAUGGGUUGAUAAAAAUCAGCGCCAGGAGCGAGAAUAUUGAUUCUACCUUUUACUCAGAUGCCAUUUACGAUGGCCUUCUCCUCUGUCAAACUGCAUUGGAAAAGGCCCUUGGAAUAGACUCACAUCAGACCACUGAGGAUGUUUGUUACGAUGAAAGAGGAGAUAUUGGGAGUAUUUUUCAUAGGAACGUAAAAGAAACAUUCCUUGAAGGUUUAAGCUCUCUGUUCGUGGAACCUUCACUCCACAAGAAAUCAACGACGUCAUUUGAAAUAUGGAACCUUCGAAGUGGUGUAAAUGGUGCAAAGCGUUGGACCUUUGUCGGGCUGAGUACCCCAACUGGUUUUGCGCUUGACACCAUUAAGGCCCCAAAUGGGAAAACUAUCACACCUCCUGCUACACCAGUGACAAAUGUGGUGCGAGUUCCUGUGAUUGAGUACGCCCCUUGGGUCCAAAUUGAGGAUUGUCGCAUAGAUGGAAGAGGGAGUUACUACUGCAUUGGAAGAGGGCAACUUUGCUACAAAUAUAAUAACUGAAGCCGAGGCGAAAAGAGUAUACUUUGUUGCUCAGGUAUCUCCAUCGAUCUGCUUGUCAUGAUGCAGAACGAACUGGGGUUCCAGAGCGAGAUUUACUUCACGCCAGAUGGUAAUUACGGUGACUUUGACGAGAACACGAAUACGUGGAAUGGAAUCGUUCAAGAGGUGUUAUCAGGACAGGCAGAUUUCGCCAUUGACAUAUCAAUAAAUUCCAUAAGAGCAAAGUACCUUGACUUCGCUCCACCCUUUAUCCACGUCGCCUUGAACAUUUUAGUUUUGAAGGAUUUGCGAGUUAAUGAAGAAAUCCAGUGGAGCUCUUGGCUGGAGCCCUUUCAGUAUGAACUAUGGAUCUUCAUACUUGGAUUUAUUAAUGUCAUUUUACUUGUGACCUGGUGGAUUGACAGAAAGAGUCCGUAUGGACAUUAUCGACAAGUAGAUAGCGGCGAUGAUGGUUUCACACUGUUAGAUUCUAUGACAUACGUAUGGGGAGUUGCGUUCGGUAAAGACAUUGGUGCUGAAAAGACACCUCAUAGCAGUAGUGCACGAUGUGUCUCUACUUUCUACGCAUUCUUUGCCUUGAUUGUCGUCAACACUUACUGCGCAAAUCUAAUGGCUUUUUUAGUUCAAGAACAGUUUGUGCUUCCUAUCAACGGAAUAAGGGACGAAAAGAUACGACAUCCGUCUCUCAUGCCGCCCAAUGGGUUCAAGCUUGGAGUCCAGGAAAAUUCCCAAGAAGAGAGCUACUUUAAAUUUCACAGCGAGGACAUGUUCCGUGAAAUUUAUCGCGUCAACUUACAAGUCAAUUUUGUAAAAAAUUUCGCAGAUGGCCUUGAAAAAUUAAAAAACAGGGAAAUUCAUGGAUUGGUCGGAGACUAUCUUUCCCUGAGCCAGGUUGCUAAUAACGACGUUAACUGUUCCUACAGUUUUGCUGGACCGAACUUUUUCAACUUUGGACUGGGACUAGCGCUGCCAAAGGCUUCACCAUGGCUACACGAUGUCAAUCAAGCGGUUCUAAAACACCACGAAAAUGGUACAAUAGAAACUAUAGAACGGCGAUGGUUCAACAAAAAGACCUGCGAUUUAAAUCCAUUCAAACAGCUUGAGAUAAUAAAUCUGAGUGGUUUGUUCAUGACAGUGGUCAUUAUUAUCGCCUUCUGUAUACUGGCCAUUUUCGUGGAGUUUGGCAUCGUCAUUGCCAUGAUUAAGCUCGGCGACCGUCUCGGGGCAAUAGGAAAGUUCAUGAAGAGCUUCGUUUUGAACGUGAAGGAAGGAGAAGAAGCACAUCUUCACAUGCAAUAUUCGUUUAUAUUCAGACGCCAGCGAAAGGCAAGCUGGGAUAUUGCGGCUGCUAAUGCGAGAGUUGCGAGAAUCACAGGAGUGGAGCUUGGUUUUCAUAACAACGAACACUGCUCCUCUCGAGAACAGUCACUGACAUCACUGGGUCACGCGAAUUCUGACAUGAUUGGCAAUGGGAAUAUCACGACGAAUGGAGUUUACCAAAUGAACAGCUAUGCACACACCAACGGGCACAUUAGCCGUAAUAGAACAAGAAAAUUGAAAGAAACUGAAAUGAUGACAACUCUAUAA
This is a messenger RNA of Stylophora pistillata, 2126 nucleotides long. Its product is annotated as glutamate receptor ionotropic, NMDA 1-like. Lineage: Eukaryota; Metazoa; Cnidaria; Anthozoa; Scleractinia; Pocilloporidae. Gene Ontology annotation, cellular component: membrane. The record is from RefSeq and is a predicted model, not a curated record. Gene Ontology annotation, molecular function: signaling receptor activity; ligand-gated monoatomic ion channel activity. Gene Ontology annotation, biological process: monoatomic ion transport.